ACGAAACCGCCUUCUCAUCACAGACAUUUGCCAAGUCCUCAUCGUUCCUUCGCCCUCAUCUGCUGCAGCUUCUGAAGCAACGAUUUACCGCUCUCCAUCCUCACGUAGAAUGGCGGAACAACCUUUUAGACCCCGCGAGAAACUUAUUGAGAAGCAAAAAUAUUUCCAGAGCAUUCACAAGCACACUUAUCUUAAAGGGCCAAUGGAUAAAAUCACCUCUGUUGCCAUUCCAAUUGCUUUAGCAGCUUCAUCACUGUUUCUAAUCGGACGAGGAAUUUAUAACAUGUCGAACGGAAUUGGAAAGAAAGAAUGAGGUCACUGUCUUUGCAUCUAAAUUUCAAAGGGUGUUAUGACCCUUGUGAAAUUUGUUGUUGAAGCAAUUUUGUUUAAUAAAUACUUGGUUCCAGAUUGGGCUACCAGUAGAAUACUGGAUUUGUUGCUUAGCUUUCUACUCGUUUCUCGAUAUUGAACUGUUUGUCUCGGUUUUACCAGCUAGAUUGUUGA
Messenger RNA from Cucurbita maxima (winter squash), 504 nucleotides. RefSeq lists its product as uncharacterized. The transcript has 3 exons. The record is from RefSeq and is a predicted model, not a curated record. Lineage: Eukaryota; Viridiplantae; Streptophyta; Magnoliopsida; Cucurbitales; Cucurbitaceae. The coding region runs from base 110 to 313 and encodes 67 amino acids.